AUGCAUCCCUCCCUCAUCACUCGCGUCCCUGCUCAUAGCAGCGGCAGGGGCUCCGCUGCGUUUCUUGAGAGUCCGUGGAUUGCAUAUGUUACCCAGAUGAGCCACAUACCAAUGAAAGUGAGCAAAGAGGAGAACCAGGACUGGUUCAGCACUCAGGUCUUGGCCACCUGUAAUGUUGAAGAAUCCUUUUUCAACGACUGGUUCACUGAGCACUUGAACUUCCAAAUUGAGCACCAGGAUCUGUUUCCCACAAUGCCACGCCAUAAUUACCACAAGGUGGCACCUCUGGUGAAGUCACUGUGUGCCAAGCAUGGACUGCCGUAUGUGAAUAAGCCCAUGUUGAAGGCAUUUGGAGAUACUCUCAGGGCCCUGAAGAAGUACGGAGCCCUCUGGAAGGAGGCAUACUGCAUGCAUCCACAAACAUAAUGCAGAUGUGCAGGUGCUAAAGAGAAAACCACAGGCCCCAAAAGUGUCACUUGUGUUAAAGCCCAUGAUACCAAACCUCUACAAUACCUGACAUAAUUGCAGUUACAGCCUUCCCCAGAAAUGUAAUCUUAAUCAACUAGUCUGGAAUUUUGGGGUAGGUGACGUGGUGGUAAUUUGUUGUGUUUUACUCCUUCUCCAUUCCUGCCCCAGGCCCAGAGAAAGAAGAUAAAUAUAUAUAUAUAUAUAUAUAUCUGCAUGAUAAAACCCUUGUAAUUCCUCCCUUCCCCCAAAAAAAGAAGGUGUCUGCCCUCAAUAUACUUUGCUGAUGGCUUCCUUGCCCCUCC
Molecule: messenger RNA, 770 nt
Organism: Cervus elaphus (red deer)
Lineage: Eukaryota; Metazoa; Chordata; Mammalia; Artiodactyla; Cervidae
Product: fatty acid desaturase 2-like protein FADS2B
Exons: 5
Coding region: 1-426 (141 amino acids)
Biological process (GO): lipid metabolic process
Cellular component (GO): membrane
Molecular function (GO): oxidoreductase activity, acting on paired donors, with oxidation of a pair of donors resulting in the reduction of molecular oxygen to two molecules of water
Source: RefSeq, a predicted model, not a curated record